GCGGCUGGAAGUGACGCUGGCGGAUGUUGUGGAAGGUGAGCCGGGAGGCGGAAGCGAAGCUGACCCGGCGCAGUCCGGCCACCAAGAUGGCGUCGGCCGGGAAGCGGACCGUGAAGCAGGACGAGCUGCGCCGGCUCAUGAAGUCGGAGAAGCAGCGGCUGAGCGCCAGCCGCAAGCGGGUGGAGUCCCCCUUCGCCAAGUACAACCGUUUGGGGCAGCUGAGCUGCUCGCUGUGUGGCGUCCCCGUGAAAAGCGAGCUGCUGUGGCCCACCCACGUCCUGGGGAAGCAGCACAAGGAGAAGGUGGCGCUGCUCAAGGGCCCCAAGGAGGCCGGGCCGGGCCCCGCGGCACCAACGCCGCCGGCCAAGAGGAGCGGCCCCGAGCCGGAGGACCCGGCAGACGCCAAGAGAGCGCGAGCAGCGGGGCCUCAAGCCUCGGCCGCCGGGCUGCCCGGGGACUUCUUUGACGCCGGCGCGAAGGAGGCGCCCCGGAAAGCUGCCGCGCUCAGUUUGCUCCCCGACUACGGAGAUGACGACGAGGAGGAGGAGGAGGAGGGGGGGGCGGAGGAGCCAAGGACGAGCGAGGCCGGAGAAGCCCCCGCAGCCAGCGCGCUGCCCCCCGACUUCUUUGACCAGGACGCCCCCGCGGCCCCGCUCGUUUUCCACUCGGGCUCCAUCCAGAAGGCCGAGGGCCCCGAGAAGGUGGUGGAGCGGCGCGAAAACACGGCAGAGGCGCUGCCCGAGGGCUUCUUCGACGACCCCGAGAUCGAUGCCCGGGUGCGCAAGGUGGACGCGCCCAAGGACCAGAUGGACAAAGAGUGGGACGAGUUUCAGAAGGCCAUGCGGCAGGUGAGCAGCGUGUCGGAGGCCAUCGUGGCCGAGGAGGAUGAGGAGGGGCGACUGGACCGGCAGAUCGGCGAGAUUGACGAGCAGAUCGAGUGCUACCGGCGCGUGGAGCUCCUGCGGGACCGGCAGGACCGGCUGCGGAGCCAGCUGCAGCAGGCGCUGCGCCGCCGGGGCCCGCCGGGCCGAGAGGACGAGAAGCCGGGCAGCGACGACGAGGGCGAGCUGCAGGACUUGCUCUCGCAGGACUGGAGGGUGAAGGGGGCCCUCCUGUAGCCCCGGGGGUCUGGGCCCACACGCAGCAGCUAUUUUGUAUUGUAAAUGUUGUACAAAGCGAAAUAUAUUUGUUAUUGGCCGUUUCUGAUAUUCCCAGGCUCCGGUUCCUGUGGCAGAACUAGCCAUUGAGGGUCAGUGUCGGAAGGCAGACACGCUUUGUCCAGGGCUCCACCUUUCCCCUUGUCUGACGGUUUCAAAGACGGUGACAAGAGUACAGGCAGUGUCAGAAACAUUAGUUCAUUGUUCUCUGUCCCUCUGACAGUGACACUGGAGGAAACGGCCCAAACAGUGCAAGCUUCCGUUUAAAAAUGUCGAGGGGGAUCUAGGGGACACAGUGGAUGAGCCCAAACUCUGGAGUCAGGAAGACCUGAGGUCCAAUACAGAUAGCUUCACACUUUUUGACACUUAACUGUGUGACUCUGGGCAAGUCUUUACACCCUGAUUAUCCACAUACACCCCCCCCCCAAAAAAAAAAAA
This is a messenger RNA of Sarcophilus harrisii (Tasmanian devil), 1595 nucleotides long. It is a transcript of the gene ZNF830, whose product is annotated as zinc finger protein 830. The record is from RefSeq and is a predicted model, not a curated record. NCBI's taxonomy places the organism in Eukaryota, Metazoa, Chordata, Mammalia, Dasyuromorphia, Dasyuridae. Gene Ontology annotation, cellular component: nucleus; spliceosomal complex. Bases 24 to 1118 code for a protein of 364 amino acids. The transcript has a single exon. Gene Ontology annotation, molecular function: zinc ion binding; nucleic acid binding. Gene Ontology annotation, biological process: mitotic DNA replication checkpoint signaling; nuclear DNA replication; mitotic DNA damage checkpoint signaling.